This is a messenger RNA of Trichoplusia ni (cabbage looper), 541 nucleotides long. RefSeq names its product histone H2A, sperm-like. Gene Ontology annotation, cellular component: nucleosome. Gene Ontology annotation, molecular function: structural constituent of chromatin; DNA binding; protein heterodimerization activity. The transcript has a single exon. The record is from RefSeq and is a predicted model, not a curated record. Lineage: Eukaryota; Metazoa; Arthropoda; Insecta; Lepidoptera; Noctuidae. Bases 42 to 407 code for a protein of 121 amino acids.
CUUUCCUAUGUUUUAGAAAGAAAAGAAAAAAAAAACUUAAAAUGUCUACUAAAAUCUCAAAGAAGAACAAAUCGAGAUCUUCGCGGGCUGGUCUCCAGUUCCCAGUGGGAAGGAUCCACAAGAUUCUACGCAAAGGGAACUACGCACCAAGGAUAGGCAGUGGGGCACCGAUCUACCUGGCGGCAGCCUUGGAGUACCUGUCAGCAGAAAUCUUGGAAUUAGCUGCCGAAGCCGCUUCAGACAACAAGAAGAGCAGAGUGAUCCCUCGACACAUUCUCUUCGCGAUCAGGAAUGAUGAGGAACUCAACAAAAUGCUGUCUGGAGUCACGAUUUCUCAGGGAGGAGUGUUGCCAGCUAUCAACCCAAUAUUACUGCCCAAGAAGACUAUGAAAAGUUCUGACUCGUAGAAUUAUUUUUUAGGUUAUAUUAUUGCCAAAAGGCAAUAGGCAUGUGAGUGAUGAAGUUUUCAACUUUAAGCUUAGGUUAGGUGAUGAAGGCCGAGAAAUGGCCUGAUUUUGACAAAGUCCUUUUCAGGACUGCA